CAUAUAUGAAGUUUCUUUGGCCUCAGAUCUUGUGUUUCCUAUUUUUCAGUUAUCUAUGUCUAGUUGAAGCAAAGUCCACCAUUGAACCAUGCAAUUCCUCAGACUCAUGUCCCUCUCUUCUCUCUUAUCUCUUGCCAUGGGACUCCAAACUCUCCGAAAUUGCCACUCGCUUCCAUGUAAGCGUGUCUGACAUCAUGGCUUCAAACUCCAUCUUCCCCAUAACAGAAUCAAGUGCACACCAAAUCCUCAGUGCAAAAUCAUUAGUCAAAAUACCUAUUUCAUGUUCAUGUGUGGAUGGGAUCCGAAGGUCCAUGUCAAUCCUUUACACUGUUCAUGCAUCAGACACUCUUGCUACCAUAUCAGAUGGCUAUGGUGGGUUGGUCAGUGGUGAACAAAUUAAGAGUGUGAACAGCAUCAAUGCCACCAACCCCUUGACGAGUGGAGGCACAGUUGUAAUUCCACUGCCAUGCACGUGCUUUAAUAAUUUGAACAAUGGAGGGACCGCAAUUUAUAUGUCGUAUGUGGUGAAGAGAGGGGAGAGCUUGAGGAGCAUUGCAACAAUGAUUGGGACAACUAUUUCGGACUUGGAAACUGUGAAUGGGCUUGGGGAAACUCAAGUGGAUUCCGGAGACAUACUAUCUAUUCCCAUUGCAGCAUGUUCAUCAGCAACCUUGAAUUGGUACAAUGAGAGUAUGAUGGUCCCAAAUGGCUCAUAUACAUUAACUGCCAGCAACUGCAUCAAAUGCACUUGUGAAUCAAUGGAUAUCAAGAUGCGAUGUGUUCCUUCUGGACUGGAUGUACCCUGCUAUAAUUUACGUUGCAAAGGAUCCAAUCUUAUUAUCGGCGAUGAAUAUGUGGAGCAUUCAAAAACAGGUUGCAAUGUGAGCCAAUGUGUUUACCGUGGCCAUAGGGGCGGCAAAAUUCUCAGUAGUAUGAAGAACUCUUCUUACCUCCAAUGUCCGGAUAAUCAAAGUCAUAGUGGAGUAUCAUGUUCACCUUCCUUGUCACCAUAUCAUGUAGACCCAUUUGUUGUGUCUCCAAAGCCAUCCUCCUUCUUGCCACUGCCAGUUUCUAAGGCUGCUCUGAGUACUCGUGCCACCUUCGGAAGGGUUGAUCAAAUUUUGAUCAAUGUGCUGCAAUUAUUCGUGUUAAAAUUUAUCCUUUAUUUUCUGAUUUAAUCAAGCGUUGGAAGUUUGAGUACAAUAACCCAUAUCUUGUAUUCAACUUUUGGUGUACAAAACUUUUGUACAAAGCCAUUGUUUUUUUUUUUUCUUUUUUUGAUGUUUCUCAUCUUUGAUUUUCUAUUGUAAAAUUUGUUUCUAUUCUCAUGGGUUUGAGUUGUUAAUUGAGACCACUGUUAUGCCCACUUGAUCAUGGUGGAAUUCCAUUUAUCGGUCUGGAGGACCUGUAGUUUAUACCCUUGAUUUAGAAGGGUUUGAUUGUAAAAAAUAUUGAUAUUAAUUUG
Molecule: messenger RNA, 1465 nt
Organism: Cajanus cajan (pigeon pea)
Lineage: Eukaryota; Viridiplantae; Streptophyta; Magnoliopsida; Fabales; Fabaceae
Product: lysM domain-containing GPI-anchored protein 1
Source: RefSeq, a predicted model, not a curated record